Messenger RNA from Ostertagia ostertagi, 1044 nucleotides. The record is from the annotation of a GenBank genome assembly. NCBI's taxonomy places the organism in Eukaryota, Metazoa, Nematoda, Chromadorea, Rhabditida, Trichostrongylidae.
AUGAUUGAAACGGAGAUAGGUCACGAUGAGGCACACCAGGAUCGCCAUGAAGAACAUCACCAUGAGGACAAGGAUCAAUGUGGGAAGACACUUGAGCACGACGAAGACCAUCAUCAUUACAGCGAAUACCAUCUCACCGAAUCACAAUCGUCGCACAGUCACCAUCAUGAAAUUGAGGACGAGCAGCUCACCUUUGAUAGUGUGGAACAUGCCCAAGAGAAGGAGCACGAAUCUUCUAUUGACCAUGAGCCCGACUCAUCUGUCAACGAGCUUGAACAGAAGACUGCAAGCGAAGGAGUGAAGGAGUCAUUGAUAGCGCCGUUCCGCACUCCAGUUCACGACGCUCUGAUCGAACAGUUCAAGAGUCUUCGUAAGCAUGAAAGUGAUCAUGAGCAGUUCACCUUUGAUGAUGUGGAACAAGUUCAUGAGGAGGAUGACAAAUCCACCCUUCAACAUGAUUCCGAGUUACCUGUCGAGGAGCCCGACUACGAGGGCGAUGAUGAGUAUUUCGCCUUCGAUAAGGCAAAGCGUGUUGAUGAGAAGGAGGACAAAUCCCGCCUCCAAAGUGAUCCCGACAUACCCAUCAAUGAACUCGAAUACGAGGAACAGCACAACCUGGAGCAUCGCGGGUCGGAGUCAUCUCACGAGCAACGUAUGACCACCAUGACUAGCACUACCAAUGAGUUCUACGACCAGUCCGCAGUUGCUGCGGAGACGCCUAGCCAUGAUGAUACAAGCGAGCAUGAUAAUGAUAACUCUCUCUACAUGCGUUCGAUGUUCGAAAAGGAUCAGCAUUAUCACCCUGACUCGGCUCUCCCGAUCGCCACGCAACGUCGCCGUGGUACCAAUGAGCAAGUUGAAAUUCGAACUCAAAUGCAUUCGUCAAGCCAUUCGACUUUGGUUCGUAGUUACCAAAGGCCAAACGAAGACAUUCCACCAGACACAGGAGUAACGAAGUAUAGCCUGUGCUCACUGGGACGUGUCGAAGAACUUCAAGCCACCUCCGUGAUGAGAUGGCUUUUAGCUCAGGCUCGAGGCGAACAA